Melospiza georgiana is the source of this 1688-nucleotide messenger RNA. RefSeq names its product centrin 3 (gene CETN3). Gene Ontology annotation, cellular component: microtubule organizing center; myosin II complex. Gene Ontology annotation, biological process: spindle pole body duplication. The transcript is spliced from 4 exons. Gene Ontology annotation, molecular function: microtubule binding; calcium ion binding. The record is from RefSeq and is a predicted model, not a curated record. Bases 82 to 600 code for a protein of 172 amino acids. NCBI's taxonomy places the organism in Eukaryota, Metazoa, Chordata, Aves, Passeriformes, Passerellidae.
GGCGUUGCUGGGGUUCGGACGCGGCCGGGCCGUGCAGAGGGAGGGGCGCGUUAGCCGGACCCGGCUGCCGGCAGCGGCACGAUGAGCCUGGCCCUCAGGAAUGAGCUCUCAGUAGACAAAACUAAGAAGAAGAAAAGAAGAGAGCUGACUGAGGAACAGAAGCAAGAAAUUAAAGAUGCCUUUGAAUUGUUUGAUACAGACAAGGAUAGAGCGAUAAAUUAUCAUGAAUUAAAGGUGGCAAUGAGAGCCUUGGGUUUUGAUGUGAAAAAAGCUGAUGUCCUGAAAAUACUUAAAGAUUAUGAUCGCGAAUCAACAGGCAAGAUCACUUUUGAAGAUUUUAAUGAAGUUGUGACAGAUUGGAUACUGGACAGAGACCCUCAAGAAGAAAUACUCAAGGCAUUCAAAUUGUUUGAUGAUGAUGACUCUGGUAAAAUAAGUCUGAGAAACCUGCGCCGGGUUGCUAGAGAAUUGGGUGAAAAUAUGUCUGAUGAAGAACUGCGAGCUAUGAUUGAAGAAUUUGAUAAGGAUGGAGAUGGAGAAAGUAUGUGUUGGCAAAUACAACACCAUGUCAUCUUGUUCUUAAUUUUGUUAUCUUUUUAGUUGUUAUUUUGUUGUGAAAAUGUCCUCUUUCAUUUCCUUCUAGAUUACUUUCAUCUUCAGCAUAAUUUAGUUUACAAAUAAUGCAGACGAUUGCUUUUGACAGCUACUAAUCCUGGAAUUGAUUCACCACCAACUCUUAUUCAGCCAAUGUCUAUUUAAAAGAUGGGUGAAAGUGUAGUUGAAGGUAGAAGUAAGAGAGAUUCUGUGUAUCUACAUUACAUUUUUAUUUCCUUAUUAAUCAGUAAAAGCAGUAAAGUGCUGAGAGAGUUUUUUGGUCACUUACUCAAUAUAUUUUAAGUGGCAAUGUGUCAUUGUUGUGGUUUCAGCACUGGUUAUGGAGCAUUAAGCGAAUAAAUCAUGCUGGAAGUAGCCUGGGUCUAUGUAGGAUCAGCUAGCAUGACUCCUGAACAUACUUCUGAGCCUUGGAGUGCUGAAAAGCAUAGUAUGAAAAAUGGCUCUGCAACUGACAAAGUCCAUACAGAGUAGGCUGCAGAAGGGACUUACUAGGUAGAUAAAGAAUGAAUUAGCAAAUCAAGUUUGAUACUAUGCCUGUUAAAUCACUGUGAAAACUGAAACUUGAAAGUUUUUCAUUAUCUUCAAAACAACCUUAUUUUUACAUUAGAAGCCUUAAUACUUGAAUUUUGAGGAUCACUCACUUAAGAUCUUGCACAUAAAGACUUGUAUCAGCACCAUUCUUAGAGGGUGAUGACUCAUAUCUUAGAUUUCACUAGCAGGUCAUCAGUUUUUCCUGAGGCAAUGAUAUUUAUGCUUGCGGGCAUAUGAUGGGCUCAAAACACACAUAUACUAAUGGAAAAAAUUGUGUUGUCAGCCUUUUAACAGAUAGUCUUCUAUGCUAUUCAGUGUAGGUGUUAUUUUUGGAAGUCAUAGCUGUAGAGGUGAGUGAAAUUAUAACUCUUUGUCAAAUAUGUUUCGUCAUGUGUUUAUCUCCUGGAGCUGCCAAAUGAGAUGUCAGAAUUGUGGAUCAAUGUUCUUUUGUCACAUUGCUGUUGGGGUACUACAUAUGGAACAUAUACUAUUAGUUUCUUUCAGGAGGGUUAUUGAGUCAUUAUUUUGUGUCAGUGCUACAU